Molecule: messenger RNA, 1508 nt
Organism: Coregonus clupeaformis (lake whitefish)
Lineage: Eukaryota; Metazoa; Chordata; Actinopteri; Salmoniformes; Salmonidae
Product: zona pellucida sperm-binding protein 3
Exons: 9
Coding region: 25-1467 (480 amino acids)
Biological process (GO): binding of sperm to zona pellucida; egg coat formation; positive regulation of acrosome reaction
Cellular component (GO): extracellular matrix
Molecular function (GO): acrosin binding
Source: RefSeq, a predicted model, not a curated record
CAGACCAUAGUUAUAAUAAUAAUCAUGCUCAUGGGGCAGCUGCAGAGAGCAUCUCUAUAUUUAAUUGUGCUUCUCUGUUUGGGCUGGGUGUGUGACGCACAUUGGAACUCACAGAGAGGGCCUGCUAGACAACCUGUUUUAUUGAGCUACGAUGAUGUGUCACCAGCUAAACCUGAGUUUAGGGAGCUAGUCCAGACCCCAGUCCAGUACCAAGCCAGGCCCCUGGUCACAGCCCGGCCUCCUGAUCCCCAGUCAGUUGGGAAGGUGGUGCUGACCACUCCAGAGCUUGUCAGGAGUGUGGGGGCCCGUUGUGGGGAGAGCAGGGUGUGGGUGGAGGCCAAACUGGACCUGUUUGGGACGGGCCAGCUAGUGAAGGCGGAGGAUGUCUCCCUGGGAGGGUGUGUCUCCACGGAGUUGGACCUCUCAGCCCAAGUCCUGCUGUUUGAGUCGGAGCUGCACACCUGUGGAAGUGUGCUGACUAUGACAGAGGACUACCUUGUCUAUACCUUCACCCUCAUCUACACCCCAACACCGGAAGGUGCCAGUUCCAUUGUCAGGACCAAUGAUGCUACGGUCUGCAUUGAGUGCCACUAUCUGAGGAGACUCAAUGUGAGCAGCAAUGCCCUGAGGCCCACCUGGCUUCCCUAUGGCGCUACCAAAGUUGCUGAGGACUCCCUGUCCUUCACCCUCGCACUCAUGAAUGAUGACUGGCAGUAUGAGAGAUCGUCUAAUGUCUACUUCCUGGGAGACAUUAUUUAUCUGGCGGCGUCUGUGCAGCAGUAUCACCAUGUGCCCCUGCGUGUGUUUGUGGACAGCUGUGUGGCCACCCUGGUCCCUGAUGACAACUCUGCUCCCAUAUAUGACUUCAUCCAGAACCAUGGGUGUGUAACUGAUGCCCUGCAGACAGGCUCUGUCUCGCAGUUCCUGGUCCGCACUCAGCUGGACAGACUCCACCUCCAGCUGGAGGCCUUCCGCUUCCAGCAGCAGACCAGCCCCAAUAUCUACAUCACCUGUCGCCUGAAGGCCACUGUAGCAACUGCUCCCCUAGACAUGGAGCACAAGGCCUGCUCCUUCGCUUUAGGAUCCAACCGCUGGGUAGGAGCUGAUGGGGAUGAUACGGUGUGUGGCUGCUGUCAGACUUCCUGUGGCCAGAGGAAGGGGAGGAGUCUGCCCUCUGAUACAGAUGUUGAGUGGGAGGAGGAUGCUAUACUGGGGCCCAUCUUCAUCCAGGACACCUAUGUGAAAUGGGACAAGGAAGUACAUGCUGGAGAGCAGCAAGUGCAGGCUGAAGCACAGCACUCUCAUAUGUUGGCUGAGGAUCCAUCUGAAGCGGGUGUCUCUGCAGAGGCAGCCGUGGUGGGAGUGGCGAUUGUGUUGGGCCUGCUCUGUGUGGGCGUCCUGGUAACCGUCCUGUACAGGAGGAACAAGCCCAAUCCCUACUCCUGUGAUUUACCCACAACCUUUUAACUGAAAAUAAUAAUAAACAUGGCAGCAAUGCCUUUUCUCUA